AUGGAUAUCCGGCAGCAGUUCCCUGAUGUGCACUGGGUCUGGAAGGGAGCCAUCUCCUUUGUCUAUGAGGUCCAUCCUCGCAUUGUCGUAAAGGUCCCAGAAUCUGGCGACUUUGAGAGAGAGCAAUUUCGGAAGGAACUCAAGAUCUAUGAGAUCUUUUCUCAACAUCCGCCCUGCCCUUCCAUAGUACAGUGUUUCCUCUACGCGGACAACGGGAUCUUCAUGGAGUACAUGCGAGAUGUAACCCUCUGUUCGAGAAUACAAAAUAACCAUACUCGCGACCAGCAAACAGCUGUUGUUACUAAAGUGGAGAAACUGGAACCUCUAUCCCUACGAAAGGAAUGGAUGAGCGACCUCGCUCAAGCCGUUGCUUUUCUAGAAUCGCUUAGUCUCGCACAUGGCGACCUACGACCCGAAAACAUUUUACUCGAUCGCAACCGAUUAAAACUGUCAGAUUUUGAUUGUACGGCUGAAAUUGGGUCGGAUUUUGAAGCUUGCAUGGCCCCGUAUGGACGAAUACUCAACAGCGACGAGCAGGAUCAAGGACGACGUGGGAGUUCCGGUUUCCUAGGUCCUCGAACCGAACAAUUUGCCUUGGGCUCCUUGUACUACCUCAUAAACUACGGCUUUGAGGUUUACGGAGAUCGACGUCUUACCGAGGAUCCUAAAGAGCAUGGACGCAAAGUUGUGGAGUUACUACAGAACAUGGAAUUUCCGAAGUUAGAUGGUGAUCCGUUAAUUGACGACAUCAUCAUCAAAUGUUGGCACAACAAAUAUGCCACGAUUGCGGAAUUGGCCGCACACACCGAGACGCUCCUUCCUGGAGGAAACAACUGGAGAGACACCGAAGCCGAAAAAUUAUCCACCCCGCAAUGGCGUACGGUUAUAGGCCGCGUUAUUCGCGGUUUGUGGAAAUGUUUCAGAUCUUGGUGGGUUUUCGUGCUUUGUGGCACCAGAGAGGCAACCAAGCCUGAAGAAGCUAAUGGUGGAGAAUCGGAUGGCUAUAGCGGUGGCAUCGGACCACACGGCUCAGCAGAGGAUUUCUCUUCGAAAAAAACAUUCUGUCAGAACCUGGAGAAGUGCGGACUUCUUCAUAUGCUUUCUUUGGGAGAGCCAGAGCAACUUGGAUUCAGUAUCGAGUGGUAUAGACAUUCCACAAGUUGA
Penicillium bovifimosum is the source of this 1164-nucleotide messenger RNA. RefSeq lists its product as uncharacterized. Gene Ontology annotation, biological process: peptidyl-threonine phosphorylation; peptidyl-serine phosphorylation. The coding region runs from base 1 to 1164 and encodes 387 amino acids. The record is from RefSeq and is a predicted model, not a curated record. The transcript is spliced from 2 exons. Gene Ontology annotation, molecular function: protein serine/threonine kinase activity; ATP binding. Lineage: Eukaryota; Fungi; Ascomycota; Eurotiomycetes; Eurotiales; Aspergillaceae.